AGAUCAAAUAGUCCAGGAAUGGACUCGGAGAGUUCGUUUCGACGAAGUUUACGUCGAAUAAAUCCAUUUCGGAACAAAUUGUUUCGUCUACCAGCUACACCACGUCUGGCCAGAAGUCGGAAAGUUGGCAAUGGAGAAGACGUAACUACAGAAUGGAAUUUCGAGCGAGCAUCAUUUCGACGAAGGGACCCACCAAAUGGCCUAAAUGGCAUGACGAACUCCACUACUGCGAUUCCGAAUCCAAUUCUCGAUGCCACAAUGAAGGGUCCACCGAAUCCUGCCGAGGCCGAGCACAACAUCCACCAGCACAUGCAGAAUCUACUGGUAUCAAAUCGUCAGAGCCAUUUGGCUCGAUUGCCGAGCACAAGUUAUCGAGCCGAUGGGCAGAUCAGUGAGGCCUACUGGUUUGGAGACAUACCCUUCGAUAGGCGGUCAAACAAUUCAACAAUUUCACUGCUAAACACUUCGCAUAGGUUUGCAAGGGAUAGUCGAAAUGGAACGAUGAUGUCAACGGCAUCGAUAAAGAAGCGAUGUUCUGUCAAUGGAAUACAGAAGAGUGUUCCGAUAGAUUCGGGUGGGAAACGUAUGGUAGUCGAGUCACGGCUACAACCGCUGUUCGAUCUGGAUCAGUUCUGUUCUAAGGCUGAUUUGGAAGAGGCAUUUAUUGGACGAGAGUGGGCAUUUAGAGAGAUUUACGAGUCAGCUAUCGUUGACAAAAUUCCCGUCACUAUAGUGGAAGGAUGUCGGGGAUCUGGUAAAACAAGCAUUAUCAAUCAGCUUAUUCUCAAUUCAGCAUUUUACUCUGCCAAGACAUCAGAUACGAUUGACUCUGGUUGUGUGCCUGAUGAUGGUACCAUGUAUAAUUCGAGAAAUUAUGAAUGGAUGAGAGCAGUAGCUACACGACUAGUUGCAUUCCAUAUUUGCAACAUACAGAGUUCAUCGUCCUGCUCCAUUCCCGAAUUUGUCUGCAACCUAGGAGCAUGGCUGUCGCGAUCCCCGAUCCUGAAGAGUUACGCUGAUAUUCUCAAUAAAAAUGAAGAAAAAGAAUCUCUGCUAAAAUUGGAUGAAUGUAUCAAGCACAAUCCACUCCACGUAUUUCGUACAUCUAUCGCCGAGCCAUUGUCACAACUUAGCUGCUCAGACCAGGGCUGUUUGGUGAUAGCAGUUGAUGGUGUGGAUGAAGCUGAAUUCCACAGAAGCGAAGAUGGUCGAUCAAUAGCCACUUUUAUUUGCAAUCUCGUCGCACAUCUUCCACCCUGGGUACGCUUUAUCGUCUCAUGCAAUGCAGAUACUUCACUUUUAUUCGACGAGAUAAUGACGAGAAGAAUCCGAAUAGAUGAUAUUGCUCUAGACGAACGAGUAGUUAGAGAUAGUCGAAUGCUCAUCGAAUAUCGUCUUUCAAUGGUCCCUGAGCUCGACCAUCACUUACUGACAAAUGCUCGCCGAUCGAUAAUCGAUCCGUUCGGGGAUCUAAUCGAUCGAAUAGUAUAUGCUGCAAAUGGCAAUUUGCUCUAUAUUCGAGCACUUAUUCGACUCGUUGAAACUGGACGUUUGCCAGUUAGAUAUCUUAUGCAAUCAAAUCUACCCAUUGAUGACAUCGAUAUGUACGGCUUGAUCAUGGAAUUGACAUUCACUUCACCAAGCAUUUUCGCCAGGGUUGUUCCGGUGUUGAACGUAUUCUUGGCUUCUCUUCGUCCACUGGAUAGGAAUAGAUUGCUAGAAGUGCUAAACGCAGCACAUUCAGAUGUACCAACGAUCGACUCGCAGUUGGACGAAAUUCUCACUAUCCUCACUCCACUUCUAUCGUUCAACGCUAAUGGCUCGAUAACAUUUCACGAUACAGCUAUACGAGAUUGGCUGUUGAAAAAUGCGAAUCAUUCGAAAUUUUGCUCAGAUGCUAGGCAUGGACAUAUCUUACUAGCACUUCAUCUCACUGAACUUGCACCUUUGAACACUUCGCAAACUUUUGAACUUACACAUCAUCUACUGAAAGCUCAUCCUUACAAAUAUAUGCAUGGAAAGUACAUCUCCGAGUUUACCUCAACCAAGGAUGGCCAAAUCCACUGGGUAAAGCGAUGCUCAGAAGAUAUCAAAAGAUCGUUGCUGAACCAUAGAAAUAUGUAUUUCCCCAAUACAAAGGUCACUCAGCUACUUUUUAUGGCCGGAGCUGAUGUCAAUGCUGUGGAUCCAUCCAACGGGCUUACAGUAAUGCAUGAAGCUGUAGCUGCUGGCAAUGCACAUCUCGUAUCGCUCCUGCUAGAUCAAGAUGUUCCAAUCAAGUAUGAAAAAGGAAAGGCAGGAAAAAUGCUAGAAUUGUUUACAAGACUGUUAUCAAGGUUCAAAAGAAAACCAUGGUAUAGAAAGCAUGAAUUCAGUGCAAAAACUUUGAUUCAAAAAGUCAAAAAAUUGUCACAUUUCAAAACAAUUCAUUUCGAGCAGUAUUACGGUGUUUUAUGGUUACAAAAUCCAUCCAUUCUUACCGUAGCAGCACAACAUGGACAUCUAGAGUUACUACCACUUUUAGUACCUCUGGACGGCAUGAAAACAGCUGACAAAGCGUUGGAAGAAGCUGCUAAGCAUGGGCAUGUGAAGGUGAUUCGAUAUCUUCUGGCGCAAAAAUGGUCGAACGAAGAGCAACGAAGAUUAGCGAUUACAGAUGCUAUGGUUGCAGCUUCCGGUGCAGGUCAGACUGAGGUUUGCGAACAGUUGGUGGACGCAUAUGACUGUCACGACUUCGCGAAGGCAAUGUGCGCUGCUUGUGAACAUGGCCGUGCCGAUACCGUACAGUUCUUUUUGUCGCGAGGAGCUUCGUUAUCCACAAUGCAAUGGCCAGCAGAACGUCCAGCCUUGAUUUGUGCUGUAGAAAGCGGUAGUUGGGAUCUUGUGGUAGCUGUGCUUGGGUUACCCGAUUGUGAUAUCGAAUGCAAAGAUGCACUUGGACGAACACCAGUAAUCACUGCUGCACGUUGUGCACACGUUGGACUCAUUGAUAUGUUGGUGAACAAAGGCGCUAAUAUCAAUCAGAGCGACGAUCAGGGUUGGACAGCUCUUAUGCAUGCAGUGCAUAAAAAUCAUCUCCCAUCAGUUCAGCUGUUGUUGGACAGAAAUGCUGAGAUAUCGGGUAAAGACAAAACAGGCCGAGGGUUGGCUCACAUCGCUUGCGCUUCUGCGUCUCGAUCGAUAAUCGAUCGAUUACUCGAAGCUGGGAUGCAGUUUGAAGAACCGGCCAGUGAUGGCAUGUAUCCGCUACAAAUAGCCAUCCAAAAUCGAAAUAAACCGGCCUUGGAAGCUUUGCUGGCUAGAGGUGCUCGGUUACGGUCAUUGUCAUGGCAAACUGCUAUCGAUUCAUAUCCGGAAGCACUUUUUGUCCUAUUAUCAAAAUUGCUUGAUGAUGCUGGCAUUCUAUUCAGGAAGAAGAGAUUUGAAGAUGCAAUGCAUCGACUUCACUACGCGCUCAACAAAUGCGAUAUGUGCUCGAAAAGCGAUAAACUCUAUGAUAUACAGUGUGGCCUGAUGAAGGUUCGACAGCAAAUCAUUAUUUCUAUGGCGAGAGUACUCCGAAGACAAGGCAGAACCCAACAAGCUAUCGAAAUCUGCUCCAGCAUCGACCCUGCAGCAUGUGAACAAGUUCGAUUUGAAAGCCUCUUGCUGCGAGCAAAGUGUCAUUUUGAUCUACACGACAUAGAACGUUCUAAGGCCUGUGCCCGAGCGGCAAUUCAACUGCGUCCGGAUCAUGAUGAAGCUCGGCAUCUUCUCAACACGCUUAUGCUGCCAUGCACAAACAUCUCCAGAUUGUAAACAAUCAUCACAAAUCGCCUUAAACACAAACAUCCGAGUGCAAUAAGUAUGAGAUCUUCUAUAUGGAAACUUUAUUAUACGGGUAAAUCUUCGUAGCUUUGAAAUUUUUCUGAAAAACUCG
Cylicocyclus nassatus is the source of this 3919-nucleotide messenger RNA. Lineage: Eukaryota; Metazoa; Nematoda; Chromadorea; Rhabditida; Strongylidae. The record is from the annotation of a GenBank genome assembly.